AUGGUGGUGAGGAGCGAGAUGCAGAUGCUGGAGAGGGAGGUGCACAGGUGCCGCCGGGAGAUAGAUGCAGAGCGGCAGAGACUUGACUCCCUUAUGUCUGAGAAGCAGCGCUUGGAGCAGGCCAGGCAGUUGGGAUCGGCUCUGCAGUGUUGGCAGCCCGAUGUUGUCAGAAAUCACCACGAGGCCCUCCUGGCACAGACGGCAACCACAAGUGAGUGGAGGUCCAGGGAGCUUGACAUGGGCAUAAAGGACCACAGGCUCUCGCUCAAGGUGCUUUCCAGAAGUCUGCAGGUCCAGUCAGCCAAGCUGGAGAGGCAGAGAAUGCGAUUGCAAGCUCUUUUAGGCAAUUAG
Coccomyxa subellipsoidea C-169 is the source of this 351-nucleotide messenger RNA. RefSeq lists its product as hypothetical. NCBI's taxonomy places the organism in Eukaryota, Viridiplantae, Chlorophyta, Trebouxiophyceae, Coccomyxaceae. The record is from RefSeq and is a predicted model, not a curated record. The coding region runs from base 1 to 351 and encodes 116 amino acids. The transcript has 3 exons.